GCUGAGCACACACCGCAGGCAUUGUUGUCCAUUUUUCAUUUACAUUCGGGUACAGGAGAGAUUUCCCUGGUUGGGUCGUUAGAUUAUGAAAGCAAUCCAAUACAUGAAAUCGAUAUUACUGCAAAAGAUAAAGGAGUUCCUGCGAUGGAGGGCCACUGUCGUGUACAAGUUGUGUUAAUAGACAUUAAUGACAAUGCCCCAGAGAUAGUGCUCACUUCAAACCCAAACCCAGUGCGUGAGGAUGCCCCAAGAGGCACAGUUGUAGCCUUAAUCAGUGCCCGAGACCUUGACUCUGGUGAUAACGGUAAAGUGACGUUAAGUGUUGCUAAAGGUUCGCCCUUCAGUUUAAAACCAUCAUUUUCUAAUAACUACGCACUGGUUACCAGUAGUUUAUUAGACAGAGAACGCUUCUCGGAGUAUAAUAUUGAGAUAACAGCCACUGAUUCAGGUUCUCCUCCUCUGUCCAGUAAGAAAAUGAUACCUGUCAGCAUCACUGAUGUGAAUGACAACCCUCCUAUAUUCACUCAGUCCUCCUAUAAUGUGUAUUUAAAAGAGAAUGGGGUCCCAGGCUCUAUACUGUACUCAGUAUCAGCGUCUGACCUGGAUUUCGGUGAAAACGCUAAAAUCUCUUACUCUAUACUGGACUCUAAAGUGCAGGACGUUUCUGUCUCUUCUUAUGUUUACAUUAACUCAGAUAACGGCAGCAUCUACAGCAUGCACUCGUUUGACUAUGAGAAACUGAAGGUGUUUCAGAUUCAGGUUCAGGCAAAGGAUCAGGGCUCCCCGUCUCUCAGCAGCAACGCCACUGUCCAUGUUUUUAUCCUGGACCAGAACGACAACGCCCCCGCUGUUAUUUACCCCUCCUCCGCCAUGGGCUCCCUCUCUCAUCAGAGGAUGCCCCGCUCCGCUAAAGCGGGUCACCUGGUUACCAAGGUGACGGCCGUGGACGCUGACUCGGGCCAUAACGCCUGGAUCUCCUACAAAGUGGCGGAGGCCACAGACGCCUCUCUGUUCACUGUCAAUCUGUACACAGGGGAGGUGAGGACUAAACGCGCUGUGUCCGAGCAGGACGACUCCUCUCAGAGGCUGCUCAUAGAGAUCAGGGACGACGGGGAACCGGUCCAGUCCUCCACCGCCACGGUGUCCAUCCUACUGGAGGACGGCCUCCACGAGCCCAUCUUAGACCUCCGACAUAAAGUGGCCGAGCCGAGCAAGAAAACUGGCAGAAUCACCCUUUAU
This is a messenger RNA of Plectropomus leopardus (leopard coralgrouper), 1239 nucleotides long. NCBI's taxonomy places the organism in Eukaryota, Metazoa, Chordata, Actinopteri, Perciformes, Serranidae. The record is from RefSeq and is a predicted model, not a curated record.